AUGGCGCUGCACGGAAAGCCCGUUCGCCAAGAGCUGCUGGAACAGCUGAGAGGCCAAGAGCUCCGAAUUCCAGAUCUCAGACGCAUGUUCAAACACUGGCCUAUGGAUAUCAAUACUCAGCUCGAGAGCAUCCGUGCCUCAGUUCCAAACAGAAUAUCAAGCCUUACCGAGUCUGCCCAGAAGCAAAGACUUUUGACCAAGAUCGACUCGGGGCUUUUUUCUUCAACAUGGUGGCCCGGAGCUACCUUGGCAGACGGAGACAUCCUGUCGUGCUUGGCUCUAUGGCUUUUCAUUUGGGAUGAUGAAAUGGAUGCGGAGGUCGGAGACUUGUCGAGUGAUUUCCAAGCCGCCCAAACUUUCCGUAGGGAAACCAUCGAGUAUGUCCGCCAUUGUCUCGGGCUUGAUGAGGUUGGUUGCGGCACGCGAGAACCUCCGGAGAAUAAGAGGUAUCUAGAACACCGAGAAUUGUUGUUCAGAGAGCUGGAAUUCUUCACGAAAACAUCCGAAGUAGAAGAGAAGCGUAGACUGAGCCCUGAUCUGCCUUCAGUAGAGGAGUAUGUUGAGACAAGGAUGGGAACGAGCGCUGUCAAUGUCACCAGCUUCUUCAACGAGUACGCGUACAGAGUAUCGCUACCAAUCAAGCUACUCACCGACCCUUACAUGAAAGUCGUAUGGGACAAGACGAAUAUCAUAAUAUGGGCCACGAACGAUCUGCUGUCCCUAAAGAAGGAAGUGGGUCAACAAUCAGUAGACAGCAUCGUUCCACUCCUGUUUCGCCAGUUCGGCAGCUUGGACUUGGCCGUCUCGAUGGUCGUGGAGACGAUUGAGAAGGCCGUUGAGGACUUUGACUACGCUGCUUACAUCCUUACUGAACGAUACUCUGGCGACGAAUCUCUGAUUGGCAAUCUCAAGACGUACAUCAACGCAUGCAGACUCAACUGUACAGGCAAUCUGAACUGGAGUCUUCAAACCGGUCGGUACGGCGUAUCUAAGCACGCAAUUGCAGGUGGUGUCAUGAUGCGUCUGGAAUAA
Colletotrichum siamense is the source of this 1032-nucleotide messenger RNA. It is a transcript of the gene BOT2-5, whose product is annotated as Presilphiperfolan-8-beta-ol synthase. The record is from RefSeq and is a predicted model, not a curated record. Lineage: Eukaryota; Fungi; Ascomycota; Sordariomycetes; Glomerellales; Glomerellaceae. Bases 1 to 1032 code for a protein of 343 amino acids. The transcript is spliced from 8 exons.